AUUCGAUCGAGCUUCCGCUGUUUUCUUCAUUUCAUAUUUUACAAAAUAGCAUUCCGUUAUCUAUUUACUCUAAAAAAUGGCUUCCAUCUCUUUUCUCAAUCAAAUUCCUUGCAAAACUCUCCAAAUUACAUCCCAAUAUUCAAAACCCACCUCCAAAAUCUCAACUUUACCCAUCACCUCAACAAAUUUCCCGUUUAAAACAGAACAACACAGAUUAAUUUCAGUCAAAGAAUUCACAAAUCCAAAACCAAAAUUCACGGCGCAAGCCUCAAAUUACGACAAGGAAGAUGAGUGGGGUCCAGAAGUGGAGCAAAUAAGGUCGGGUGGAGUCGCGGUUGUGGAGGAAGAACCACCAAAACGUCCGAGUGAAAUUGAGUUGCUGAAGAAGCAAUUGGCGGAUUCUUUUUAUGGAACCAAUAGGGGUUUGACUGCUAGCAGUGAAAAUAGGGCAGAGAUCGUUGAACUCAUCACUCAGCUUGAGUCGAAGAACCCUAAUCCGGCACCUACUGAAGCCUUGUCUCUUCUCAACGGCAAAUGGAUUCUUGCGUACACAUCUUUUUCUGGUUUGUUCCCCUUGUUGUCAAGGGGCAAUCUGCCUCUGGUUCGAGUUGAGGAGAUUUCCCAGAUCAUCGAUUCUGAGACUUUCAGUGUCCAAAACUCUGUUGUCUUUGCUGGACCCUUAGCUACAACUUCCAUUAGUACCAAUGCAAAAUUCGAAGUCAGAAGUCCUAAACGUGUCCAGAUUAAAUUUGAAGAAGGCAUAAUUGGAACACCUCAGUUGACAGAUUCUAUUGUGUUACCCGAGAAUGUUGAAUUCUUGGGACAAAAGAUUGAUCUAAGCCCCUUCAAAGGCUUGAUUACUUCAGUCCAGGACACAGCUUCCUCAGUGGCAAAGUCCAUUUCAAGUCAACCACCAAUUAAGUUUCCUAUUUCCAACAGCAAAGCACAAUCAUGGCUGCUGACAACAUACUUGGAUGGUGAACUUAGGAUUUCCAGAGGAGAUGCUGGCAGUAUUUUUGUGUUGAUCAAGGAAGGCAGUCCCCUCUUGAAGCCUUAAAGAGACAUGUUUUUGGAGUUGUGUAUGAUUAUAAUAUACGAGAGCAAAUAAUAGAAAGGUAAAAAAAGAUAUGUAAACUAAAAAUAAUUUCUCCUUAAAUCAAACUCUAUAAAUGGCUUGACCUCAUGAUUUGUACCUAUGGUGUAUUCAAUAUUGGAAAAAUUAUAGCCUGAAAGAAGUUAACAUAAGAAUCACUUUACAUCA
Messenger RNA from Solanum dulcamara, 1261 nucleotides. Its product is annotated as light-induced protein, chloroplastic. The record is from RefSeq and is a predicted model, not a curated record. Lineage: Eukaryota; Viridiplantae; Streptophyta; Magnoliopsida; Solanales; Solanaceae. The coding region runs from base 77 to 1057 and encodes 326 amino acids. The transcript has 3 exons.